AUGGACUGGCUAGGCUAUGCAAAGAUCGACUUCACGCACGCGCCGGCCCCGCGCCCGAUCCGGUCCAAGGACGGCACGCAGACCGACCUGCUCAAGAUUGUCGAGCAGGCCACGCCUCCCUGCCAGCUGAACCCUCUGCUGUUCAACGGCCACCUGCAGACGAUGUGGACGGCGACGAAGCCUCACGGGCCGUCGGUCUACUACCGUCGCCGCCUGUUCGAGGCCGAGGACCCGGCCUACGAGGGCAGCUUCGCCGUCGACUUUGCCGUCCCUCCGCACGACGAGGUGGACGAGACGCUGUCCCGACGCACCGUCUACUUCACCGACGAGCAGUGGGCCGGCCUGCCGUCGGACGACUCGAAGCCCAUGCUCGUCGUCCUGCACGGCCUGUCCGGGGGCUCCCACGAGAUCUACCUGCGCCACUGCAUCGCGCCGCUCAUGGGGGAGGGCGGCUGGGAGGUCUGUGUGGUGAAUGCGCGCGGGUGCGCGAAGAGCAGGUUCAGCAGCGGGGUGCUGUACAACGCUCGGGCUACCUGGGAUGCCAGGCAGUACUGUGGUGAAGAAGGAUCGGACUGCCUGCUCAAGGCCGCGGUCGUGUGCUCUAACCCCUUCAACCUCGAAGUGUCGAGCAAGAUGAUGCAGAGCCGCUACUUCAGCAGGGAGGUCUACCUCCGCGUCAUGGGGACCGGUAUGAAGAAGCUCAUCGCCUCUCACAGGGAGGACCUGGAGAAGCACGAGACCAGGCUCGACUUUGAUGCCCUGGAGAAGGUCACCUACCUUCACGAGUUCGACCGUCUGAUCCAGGUCCCCUGCUGGGGAUAUCCCACCGAGUACGCCUACUACCGUGACGCCUCGUCCUCGGACGCCAUCACGUCCAUCCGGAUCCCGUUCCUGGCCAUCUCGGCCACCGACGACCCCAUCGCCGUCAAGGAGGCCAUCCCGUUCGAGGAGUUUGAGCAGAACCCCAACACGGUCCUGCUGACCACAUCCCUGGGCGGCCACCUGUGCUGGUUCGAGUACGGCGGCACGCGGUGGUACACGCGUCCCGUCGACAACUUCCUCAACCACAUGGCCUUUGAGACUGACCUGGCCGGCCUGGACCCCAGCGAGGAACCGACCGUGUCCGGGAACGAGGCUAGGCGGACGCAGUUUGACCCGAUGCGUCGCAAGAUGGCCAUGUCGGGGACGUCUUAG
Molecule: messenger RNA, 1194 nt
Organism: Geosmithia morbida
Lineage: Eukaryota; Fungi; Ascomycota; Sordariomycetes; Hypocreales; Bionectriaceae
Exons: 3
Coding region: 1-1194 (397 amino acids)
Biological process (GO): medium-chain fatty acid biosynthetic process; medium-chain fatty acid catabolic process
Molecular function (GO): acetylesterase activity; monoacylglycerol lipase activity
Source: RefSeq, a predicted model, not a curated record